This is a messenger RNA of Rhipicephalus sanguineus (brown dog tick), 2267 nucleotides long. Its product is annotated as serine proteinase stubble. The record is from RefSeq and is a predicted model, not a curated record. Gene Ontology annotation, biological process: proteolysis. The transcript has 8 exons. The coding region runs from base 259 to 2052 and encodes 597 amino acids. Gene Ontology annotation, molecular function: serine-type endopeptidase activity. Lineage: Eukaryota; Metazoa; Arthropoda; Arachnida; Ixodida; Ixodidae.
ACGUCGACGAGAAAUCGCUAGACAACAUUUCGCAACACACGCCUGGGGGAAACCGCCGGUCGCUAGCGGUGUACGCGCGAUUUUUUAACGCUCCGUGCCAGAGGGCGCACAUACGCACGCGUUAAGAGUAUCGAAGCCGAGUUGGGCCGACUGCAUCGGCGAACCGUGUCAUACACCUUCGUUGAUGUACAAAGUGUAGAGAAGAGCAGUGCUUCUGCAGGAUUAACUUUCCCGACAAGAGGUACCAGAACAACGAGCAUGCGCACCGGGCUACUGGGCGCACUGGUAGUGAUCUCCCUAGCGAGCACAUCUGCGGUCACUGGAGACAACUCGACCAUUCUCGUGCGAUCCAAGAGGCAAGGGCUUUUAGGAUCGCUGUUCAAGCCUGUCCUCGAUGCUGGCAAGCCAAGGCCGCAGGAGCAGGCACCUCAAGGCGCCGAGCAUCCGCACGGAGCGCCCAUUCAAGACAAAAAUGUCGUGAACAAGUUUCUAGAGAAUCUUCAGCGCUCGCAGCACAACUUCAACGUCCCGCGAAGGCGCUCCUCCUUCUUCGGACCGGCCAUCAACGCUCUGAGACAGUUUCAAAUAUGCACCACGCCACUCACAACCCCCGGGAAGUGCCGAUACGUCAGGGAAUGUGUGCUUCCCGCGUUUCUGGAAAAUUUUGACCUGUUUCUCAGUUACUCGUGUGUCAUCAGCAAUCGUCACCUCGGUGUGUGCUGUCCCGAUGAAUUCUUCGGCAAUCUCUUGACUCCGCGCAAACCUUUGUUUCCCAUCCUGAGUGGUCUGCUCAACAUCGGCAAGAAACCGUCCAGCCCGCCGCCCGUGCAGAAUCCCGAUUACGAGGAUGGUCCCGGCGGGCCCAACUUGCCCAACGUCGACCAGCCGCUAACGCCCGACGAGCUAGUGGACGGGCACGGAGGUGUACCACCCCACAAUCAGCCGGUGCAGCCCCAGCCACAGCCCCAACCCCAGCCCCAGCCACAGCCACAGCCACAGCCACAGCCACAGCCACAGCCUAGUCCUGCGACAAGGCCUCCUCCAGUACAACCUCCACCAGUGCAACCCCCACCAGCACAACCCACACCAUCGCGGCCGCCAGUCGUGCAGCCGCCGAACCCUCCACCGAGCAACUCGCCGACAGCCAAUGCGCCCAUCCAGUUUCCAGAUGAUGACGAGGAGGAGGCGGAAGCCCAUGAUGCGUCCGCACAUCCGCAGAAGCCUCCGUCCCAGCCACAGCCUAGCGGUGGGCAGACUAGUGAACGUCAGAAGCCACUACCUCCAGUGCCUCCUGGACUGGCCCAAUUGACGACAUCUUGCGGCUUAAACUUCAAGACAAGGAUCGUGGGUGGCACUAUCGCCAAGCCGGAUGACUGGACAUGGAUGGCUGCUCUUUUGCGGAAAGCGGAUGAUGACCAGUUCUGCGGCGGUGCUUUGAUCAGCGAUCGAUAUGUAAUUACAGCGGCCCAUUGCACUCAGGGACUUCGACCGCAGAACAUCACGGUGCGUCUGGGAGAGUACGACUUCAAGACGAACACGACUAGUCGGCUGCCUCGAGAUUUCAACGUGUCGCGCAUCCGGCAGCACCCGGAGUUCCGCAAGGACACCUACCAGAACGACAUCUCUCUGCUGCGCAUGAGUAGACGUGUGCGCUUCACCGAGAACAUCAGGCCCAUCUGCCUGCCCAAGAGUCCCGACGAGUCCUUCAUCGGCAAACUGGCCACCGUUGUCGGCUGGGGAACGCUGUCCUUCGGUGGUCCUUCGAGCUCCAUUCUGAGGCAAGUAUCGCUACCGGUGUGGGACAACACGGAGUGCAAGACCAAGUUCACGCAGCAAAUCCCCAAGAUCUUCCUGUGCGCCGGCACACGGGAAGGCGGUCAGGAUGCCUGUCAGGGAGAUUCCGGAGGACCUCUCAUGGUUGAGGAUGACAGUACUCAGUGGACAUUGAUAGGAGUUGUGUCGUGGGGCAUAAAGUGUGCCGAAAAGGGCCUGCCGGGAGUAUACACACGGAUAACAGAGUUUCUCGGCUGGAUCUACGAGAACGCUGUGUGAUAAAAAAUCGGCAAAGACACCACCAUUCACAGGGAAUCAACUCAUGCUCAGUCAUCUUCAUACAGCUCAUCUGCAAAGGAGCGAACGUAGGAAAGAGUUUCGAGAGUGAAAGACCACGGGGACCAUUUAUCACAUAGCUCAUGAACUUUGUAACUACUACUUUGUAAUGUAUCAUGCCUUUUGAAAGCAGUCUUCAGAGAAUACAAGAAAUGAAU